AUGUUGGGCAAGAUGCUAAUCUUUCUGAGCCUUGAAAUCGUUGAUUCCAAAGCUGAGGAAGAACUUGGUUACACAUGGGAAGCUGUUGAUACCCAAAAUAAUAUACUUUAUAAAAUAAAUGUCUGUGGAAACGUGGCAAUUUCCCAGUGUGGGCCAUCAAGUGCUAUUUGCAUGUACAAUUGGAAGACAAAGAGCUAUCUUUCAGUUGGUGACACUCCUUUGAAAAGUGGAACCAGAUCUCUUUUGGAAUUCAACACCACACUGAGUUGUGAGCAACCAGGCGCAAAUCACAAAGUCCAGAGCAGCAUCACUUUCCUGUGUGGGAAGACCCUGGGGACUCCUGAGUUUGUCACAGCCACAGAAUGUGUGCAUUAUUUUGAGUGGAGGACCUCAGCAGCCUGCAAGAAAGACACCUUUAAAGCCAUUAAAGAGGUGCCUUGUUAUGCAUUUGAUGCAGAGUUCAAGAAGCGUGAUUUAAAUCCGUUGAUCAAGAGCAGUGGCGGUUACCUGGUCGAUGAUUCUGAUCCUGACUCGUCUCUCUUCAUCAACAUUUGCAGAGACAUAGACUCACUGCGAGACUCCAGCCUGCAGCUGCGCGCCUGUCCCCCCGGCACUGCCGCCUGCCUGGUGAAAGGCGACCAGGUGUUCGACGUUGGCCGACCCAAGGAGGGGCUGAAGCUCGUGGGCAGGGACAGACUUGUCUUGAGUUACGUGAAGGAAGAUGCAGCCAAGCCGGACUUCUGUGAUGGUCACAGCCCAGCUGUGACUAUUACCUUCGUGUGUCCUUCAGAGAGGAGAGAGGGUACCAUUCCUAAACUCACUGCGAAAUCCAACUGCCGCUAUGAGGUGGAGUGGAUCACUGAGUAUGCCUGCCAAAGGGACUAUUUGGAGAGUAAAACCUGCUCCCUGAACAGCCAGCAGCAUGACAUAUCCAUCGACCUUAGACCACUUGCCCAGAACAGAUCUUCAUACUCCCCAUCCUAUACCUCAGAUGGAAAGGAAUAUAUUUUUUACUUGGAUGUCUGUGGAGACACAGAAGCUCGUGUCUGCAAUAAGAAAGGGGCUGCAGUUUGCCAAGUGAAGAAGGGUGAUUCCACGCAAGUCAAAGUGGCCGGAAGAUACCAGAACCAAACUCUCCGAUACUCGGACUCAGACCUCACCUUAAUAUAUUUUGGAGGAGACGAAUGCAGCUCAGGCUUUCGACGAAUGAGCGUCAUCAACUUUGAAUGCAAUAAAACCGCAGGUAACCAUGGGAAAGGAACCCCCGUGUUCACGGGCGAGGUGGACUGCACCUACUUCUUCACAUGGGAAACAAAGUACGCCUGUGUCAAGGAGAAGGAGGACCUGCUGUGUGGCCUCAGUGAUGGGAAGAAGCAUUACGAUCUGUCCCCUCUGGUUCGACACUCAGAGCGGGAACAGAAUUGGGAAGCUGUGGAUGGCAGCCAGGCACAGGUGGAAAAGAAGCAUUUUUUCAUUAACAUCUGUCACCGAGUGCUGCAGGAGGGCCGGGCGAAAGGCUGUCCCAAGGAUUCGGCUGUGUGCGCUGUGGAUAAGAAUGGAAGAAGUAAAAAUCUGGGAAAAUUUGUUUCUUCUCCCGUAAAAGACAAAGGAAAUGUUCUAAUUGCUUAUUCAGAUGGUGACGAAUGUGGUCACGGCAAGAAAAUAAAAACUAAUAUCACACUUGUGUGCAAGCCAGGUGAUUUAGAAAGUGCUCCAGUCCUGAGAAGCUUUGGGGACAGUGGUUGCUUCUUCGAGUUUGAGUGGCGCACAGCAGCUGCCUGUGUUCUGGCCAGGGCGGAGGGUGAGAAUUGCACGGUUCUCGAUUCCCAGGCAGGGUUUUCUUUUGACUUGUCACCUCUGAAAAAGAAAAAUGGGGGUUAUAAAGUUGAAACAGAGAAGUAUGACUUUUACAUAAAUGUGUGUGGCUCUGUGACAAUGGACUCUUGCGAGCCCAACUCGGGAGCAUGUCAGGUGGCAAAAAGUGACAAGAAAGCUUGGAACCUGGGCCUGAGUAAUGCUAAGCUUUCGUAUUAUGAUGGGAUGAUCCAGUUGAACUACAAAGAUGGCACACCCUAUAAUAAUGAAAAGCAUACACCGAGAGCUACACUUAUCACCUUUCUUUGUGAUAGAGAAGCUGGGAUAGGUGCCCCUGAGUAUCAGGAGGAAGAUAACUCUACCUACAACUUUCGGUGGUACACCAGCUAUGCAUGCCCUGAGGAGCCCAUGGAGUGUGCUGUGACGGACCCCUUCACAUUGGAGCAGUACGACCUCUCCAGCCUUGCCAAAUCUGAAAGCAGCCUCGGUGGGAACUGGUAUGCCCUGGACAACACCGGCGAUCGGUCCACCUGGAGGAAAUACUACAUCAAUGUCUGUCGGCCCCUGAACCCAGUGCAGGGCUGCGACCGCGCCACCUCCUCAUGCGAGAUGAAGUACAAGCGAGAGCAAGGGUUGUCUUACGAGAUCGUCUCCAUCAGUAACUUGGGUGUGGCAAGGGAGGGUCCCACCAUUGAGGACAGGGGCAGCCUUCUCCUGGAGUAUGUGAAUGGCUCGGCCUGCAAGACCAGCGAUGGCCAGCUGACCACCUACACCACACGGAUCCACCUCAUCUGCUCCCCAGGCAGCCUGAACACCCACCCCAUAUUUUCUCUCAGUUGGGAGUGUGUCGUCACUUUCCUGUGGAACACAGAGGCUGCCUGCCCUGUUCAGAUAGCCAUGGACACAGACCAGGCCUGUGCUGUCAAGGAUCCUAACAGUGGAUUUGUGUUUAACCUCAACCCACUCAAUAGUUCUCAGGGAUACGUGGUCUCGGGCAUCGGGAAGACCUUUAUGUUGAACAUCUGUGGAGCAAUGCCAGUCUGUGGGACUGUUGAUGGGAAGGCAGCCUAUGGCUGCGAGGCAGAAACCCAGACGGAAGACCUGAAGAACCUGAAGCCGGAAAGGCCUGUCGGAGGCGAGAAAGCCCUUCAGUUGUCCACGGAAGGUUUCAUCACACUGACCUACAAAGGCCUGCUCUCCCCUGACAGAGGUACUGCUGAUGCUUUCAUCAUCCGCUUUGUGUGUAACGAUGACAUUUACCCAGGAACACCCAGAUUCCUGCACCAAGACAUCGACUCUGGGCUCGGAAUCCGGGACACAUACUUUGAGUUUGAAACGGCUUUGGCCUGUGUGCCUUCUCCAGUGGACUGCCAAGUCACCGACCUUGCCGGAAACGAAUACGAUCUGAGUGGUUUAAGCAAAGUUAAGAAGCCUUGGACUGCUGUUGACAUCUUAGCCGACGGGCAAAAGAGAACCUUCUAUCUGAGUGUUUGCAAUCCUCUUCCUUUUAUUCCUGGAUGCCACGGCAGUGCAAUGGGCGCUUGCUUAAUCUCAGAAGACAACAGCUGGAACCUGGGGGUGGUGCAGAUCAGUCCUCAAGCCGCGGCCAAUGGCUCCCUGAGCAUCGUGUACGUCAAUGGUGACAAAUGUGGGAACCAGCGCUACUCCACAAGGAUCAUGUUCGAAUGCGCUCAGACGUCGGGAUCACCAACGUUCCAACUUUUGGACGACUGUGAGUACGUGUUUGUCUGGAGAACGGUGGAGGCCUGCCCUGUUGUCCGAGUGGAAGGGGACAACUGUGAGGUGAAAGACCCCAGACACGGCAACUUGUAUGACCUGAGGCCUCUGAGCCUGAACGACACAAUUGUGUCUGCCGGAGACUACACCUACUACUUCCGCGUCUGUGGACAGCUUUCCUCGGAUGUCUGUCUAACUCAAGACAGGUCCCAGGCGGUCUCGUCGUGUCAGGAAAAACCCGGACCCCAAGGGUUUCACAAAGUGGCAGGGCUCCUGAACCAGAGAGUGACUUAUGAAAAUGGACUGUUAAAGAUUAACUACACGGGGGGCGACAUUUGCCAUGAGGUGUACCAGCGCUCCACAACUGUCUUCUUCUACUGUGACCGCAUCACACAGAAGCCAGUGUUUCUGAAGGAGACUUCAGAUUGCUCCUACUUGUUUGAGUGGCGCACACAGUAUGCCUGCCCUCCCUUUGAAACCACGGAGUGCUCGUUCAAAGAUAGUGCGGGGAACACCUUCGACCUCUCAUCCCUGUCAAGGUACAGUGAUAACUGGGAAGCGGUCACGAGCACGGGGGCCACAGAACACUACCUCAUCAACGUCUGCAAGUCCCUGGCUCCGCAGGCUGGUGUCGAGCCAUGCCCACUGGAGGCAGCUGUCUGUCUGCUGAACAACUCCAAGACCGUGAACCUUGGCCGAGUGAAGGAUGGCCCUCAGUGGGAAGAUGACUCAGUUGUCCUCAAGUACGUGGAUGGGGACUUGUGUCCAGACCAGAUUAGAAAAAAGUCAACCACCAUCCGAUUAACCUGCAACAAAAACCAAGUGAACCCCAGACCCAUGUUCAUCAGUGCGGUGGAGGACUGUGAAUACACCUUCUCCUGGCCCACAUCCGCCGCUUGUCCUGUGAGAAGUAGUGAACAUGACAACUGCCAAGUCACCAACCCCUCCACAGGUCACCUGUUCGAUCUGAACCCUUUAAGCAGCAGAGUUGGGUACACCGCUGCCUACAGCGAGAAAGGGCUGGUUUAUAUGAGUGUCUGCGGGGAGAAUGAGAACUGCUCUCCGGGCGUGGGCGCCUGCUUUGGACAGACCAGAAUCAGCGUGGGCCAGGCCAAUAAGAGGCUCAUCUACGUGGACCAGGUGCUGCAGCUGGUGUAUGAGGACGGCUCCUCUUGUCCUUCCAAGCUGGGCCUGAGGUAUAAGAGCGUCAUCAGCUUUGUGUGCCGGCCGGAAGUAGGGCCGACAAACCAGCCCAUGCUCAUCUCCCUGGACAAGCAGACUUGCACCCUCUUCUUUUCCUGGCACACGCCGCUGGCCUGCGAGCAGGUGAUGGAAUGUUCCGUGAAGAACGGCAGCUCCAUCAUCGACUUGUCCCCCCUGAUCCACCGCACUGGGGGCUAUGAAGCGUAUGACGAGAGUGAGGAGGGCACUUCUGACACCAACCCUGACUUCUACAUCAAUAUCUGCCAGCCACUGAACCCAAUCCAUGGAGUGCCGUGUCCUGCCGGGGCAGCUGUGUGCAAAGUGCCCAUUGACGGGGCCCCCAUCGAUAUUGGCCGAGUCACGGGCCCUCCAGUGCUUAACCCCUCAGCAAAUGAAGUUUACAUAAAUUUUGAAAGUACCACGCCUUGUUUAGCUGACAGUCGUUACAACUACACCUCCCUCAUCACCUUUCACUGUAAGAGAGGCGUAAGCAUGGGAACACCCAAGCUGCUGAGGACCAAUGACUGCGACUUUGUGUUUGAGUGGGAGACCCCGCUAGUGUGUCCUGAUGACGUGUUGACGGAGGGCUGCUCGCUGACGGACGAGCAACUCUACUACAGCUUCAACCUGUCCCGUCUGUCCACAAGCACCUUUAAGGUGACUCAAGACUCCCACACUUACAGCGUAGGUGUGUGCACCGCGGCUGCAGGCCUGGACCAGGGUGGCUGCAAGGACGGAGGUGUCUGCCUACUCUCCAGCAGUAAGGGAGCCUCGUUCGGGCGGCUGGCCUCCAUGCGGCUGGACUACAGGCACCAGGACGAGGCUGUCAUCCUGAGCUACGUCAAUGGUGACAUCUGCCCUCCAGAAACGGAAAAUGGCGACCCUUGCGUCUUCCCCUUCAUAUUCAACGGGAAGAGCUACGAGGAGUGUGCUGUGGAGGUGAGGCCAAGGGCCUGGUGCGCCACCACCGAAAACUACGACCGUGACCAUGAGUGGGGCUUCUGCAGGCACUCCAACAGCCACCGGACGUCCGCCAUCAUAUUCAAGUGUGACGAAGAUGCCGACAUUGGGUGGCCCCAAGUUUUCAGUGAGGUUCGUGGGUGUGAGGUGACUUUUGAGUGGAAAACAAACGUCGUCUGCCCCCCAAAGAAGAUGGAGUGCAAAUUCAUCCAGAAGCACAAAACCUAUGACCUGCGGCUGCUCUCGUCUCUCACGGGGUCCUGGUUCUUUGUCCAUGAUGGCGCCUCGUACUACAUCAACUUGUGUCAGAAAAUAAACAAAGGACCCUCAGGCUGUUCCGACAGAGCCAGCGUGUGCAGAAAGACUGCAUCCGGUCAGGUCCAGGUUCUGGGUCUGAUCCACACACAGAAGCUGGACGUUGUAGAUGACAAAGUGGUUGUCACCUACUCGAAAGGACAUCAGUGUGGUGACAUGAACAAGACUGCAUCCACGGUGAUUGAGUUGACAUGCGCGAAGACGGCAGGCAGGCCGGCGCUCGACAGAUUUGACAUCGACAGCUGCACCUACUACUUCCGCUGGGACAGCCGGGCUGCUUGUGCAGUGAAGCCCCAGGAGGUAGAGAUGGUGAAUGGGACCAUCAUCAAUCCCGUAAACGGCCAGAGCGUCAGCCUGGGAGACAUCUAUUUUAAGCUCUUCAGUGCUUCUGGGGACAUAAGAACCAAUGGGGACAAGUACCUGUAUGAAAUCCAGCUAUCUUCCAUCACCAGCUCCACGCAUCCCUCAUGCUCUGGGGCCAACAUCUGCCAGCUCAAAGCCAAUGACCAGCACUUUAGUAGGAAAGUGGGGACCUCUGAUAAAACCAAGUACUACGUUCAAGAUGGUGACCUCGAUGUCGUGUUUACUUCAUCCUCGAAGUGUGGCAAAGACAAGACGAAGUCCGUCUCAUCCACCAUCUUCUUCCAUUGUGAUCCUUCAGUGGAAGAAGGGAUCCCAGAAUUCAGCCAUGAGACUGCUGACUGCCAGUACCUUUUCUCCUGGUACACCUCGGCCGUGUGCCCGCUCGGGGUGGGCUUCGAUGGCGAGAGCACUGGAGAGGACACCCCAGAGCGCCAGGGGCUCUCGGGGCGGAGCCAGGCCAUUGGGGCCAUUCUCAGCCUGCUGUUGGUGGCCCUGACCGGCUGUCUGCUGACCCUACUGCUUUACAAGAAGGAACAGAGGGAGACGGUGAUGAAUAAGCUCACCAACUGCUGUAGAAGAAGUUCAAAUGUGUCCUACAAAUACUCAAAGGUCAACAAGGAGGAAGAGGCCGAUGAGAACGAAACCGAGUGGCUCAUGGAGGAGAUCCAGGUACCAGCCCCCAGACCCGGGAAGGAGGGGCAGGAGAAUGGCCACAUCACCGCCAAGUCGGUGACGGCCGAGGCCCUCAAGUCCCUGCGCGGUGACGACCAGGACAGUGAGGACGAGGUGCUGGCUAUCCCAGACGUGAAGGUGCAUUCUGCCCGCAGCCCUGGGGCAAACAGCUCUCGCCAGACAAGAAGCCCCCCGAGGAAGGCGGGUCGGGUCCGGCUCGACGACCGGAUGGGGCUGAUCAGAAGCGAGAAGGCCAGGAAAGGGCGGUGCAGACCCGGCCAGCAGAAGCCGGGGAUCCCCAGCCGCCCGGCGAGCUUCCACGACGACAGCGAUGAAGACCUCCUCCACGUCUGA
Molecule: messenger RNA, 7419 nt
Organism: Chrysochloris asiatica (Cape golden mole)
Lineage: Eukaryota; Metazoa; Chordata; Mammalia; Afrosoricida; Chrysochloridae
Gene: IGF2R
Product: insulin-like growth factor 2 receptor
Exons: 48
Coding region: 1-7419 (2472 amino acids)
Biological process (GO): lysosomal transport
Cellular component (GO): plasma membrane; late endosome; trans-Golgi network
Molecular function (GO): D-mannose binding; insulin-like growth factor binding; signaling receptor activity
Source: RefSeq, a predicted model, not a curated record